This is a messenger RNA of Rotaria sp. Silwood2, 1875 nucleotides long. NCBI's taxonomy places the organism in Eukaryota, Metazoa, Rotifera, Eurotatoria, Philodinida, Philodinidae. The record is from the annotation of a GenBank genome assembly.
AUGGCGACUGCCGAUGGAAUACAAGUAUUUGCUGAAACAACUAUAUCGAAAAUAUCCAAUGAAAUAGAUGAACAACAAAGUGAUGCUAUUCGACAAUAUUUAUCAAAAAAGACAGCUUGGAUAAGUCCAAAUGAAGAACAAUUUGAUGCACUUAGUAAAUUUCUUAAAAAACGUCUUGAUGAUGGUCAUGGUGAAACGAUUCUUGAAAUUGGAACUGGAGUUACUGAUGGUGAAUCACCUGGUUUAUUACAUGAUGAAAUGGAAGCAUCAAUUGCUACACUUAAAAGUAUGCAAGCUAUACUUGAUGCAGAAAUUCAAUUAUUAAGAGAAAAAUUACUUACAAAUAAUACACGUUUUAUUAAUGAAUAUCUUAUUCGAAGGCAUAUUGAUCAAGAAGAUUUUAUGGAAGUUAGAGUGGCUGUUACUGGUAAUGUAGAUGCUGGAAAAUCAACAUUACUUGGUGUAUUAACUCAUGGUAUGUUGGAUGAUGGUCGUGGUAUUGCACGACAAAAAUUAUUUCGACAUAAACAUGAAGCAGAAACUGGAAGAACAUCAUCUGUUGGAUGUGAUAUUCUUGGUUUUGAUGCUCAAGGUGCUAUUGUAAAUAGACCUGAUACACAUGGUAAUCAAUCACUUGAUUGGACAAAUAUUUGUCAGAAAUCAACUAAAGUAGUAACAUUUAUUGAUUUGGCUGGACAUGAAAAAUAUUUAAAAACAACUGUAUUUGGUAUGACAGGAUAUGCUCCUGAUUAUGCAAUGCUAAUGGUCGGUGCUAAUGCUGGUAUUAUUGGUAUGACCAAAGAACAUCUAGGUUUAGCACUUGCUCUCGGUGUACCUGUUUUUGUUGUUGUCACUAAAAUUGAUAUGGCACCUGCAAAUGUUUUACAAGAAACAAUGAAACUUCUACAGAAAAUUCUUCGUUCAGCUGGUUGUCGAAAAAUUCCAUUAUUAGUACAAACUAAUGAUGAUGUAAUAACAUGUGCAACAAAUUUUACUUCUGAACGUUUAUGUCCAAUAUUUCAAGUAUCAAAUGUAACAGGAGAAAAUUUAGAUUUAUUAAAAAAAUUUCUUAAUCUAUUAUCAACACGAAUGGAAGCAUGUCUUGAUGAACCAGCUGAAUUUCAAAUAGAUGAUUUAUAUGUUGUACCUGGUGUAGGUACAGUUGUUAGUGGUACAACAUUAAAAGGUAUUAUUAAAGUUGGUGAUAAUUUACAAUUAGGACCUGAUCCAUUAGGACAAUUUAAAACAGUACAAAUUCGAAGUAUUCAUCGUAAACGAAUGUCAGUUAAAGAAUGCCGAGGUGGUCAAACAUCAUCAUUUGCUUUGAGAAAAAUAAAAAAAUCUGAACUUCGUAAAGGUAUGGUCCUUUUAUCUCCACUUAUUUCACCUGUUUCAUAUUGGGAAUUCGAAGCUGAUUUACUUAUUCUACAUCAUCCAACAACAAUCAGUGUUAAAUAUCAAGCAAUGGUUCAUUGUGGUAGUAUUCGUCAAACAGCAACAAUUAUUUCUAUACCUGUUGAAAAUUUACGAACAGGUGAUCGUGCAAAUGUAUUAUUUCGAUUUUUAAAAUCACCUGAAUAUCUUCGUCUUGGUAUGAAACUUAUUUUUCGUGAAGGACGUACAAAAGCUAUUGGUAGUAUAUCGAAACUUAUUCCAUAUGUUGCUCCUCAAGUAACUGGAAAUCGAAUAAAAACAAGAUUACAAACAGCAGUAUCAAUAACAACAGAUCAAUUACAGAUAAACAAACGUACUGAUACUGAUAGUAAUGAUCCUAAUCAAGCAAUUAAUAAACGUUCAAAACAAAUAAAAACAACAUCGGAUAAUAAUAUUUCUGUCGAACAAAAUUCUUCUAUGGAUAAAAAUAUAACAUCUUGA